CUCCGAUCCCUGUGUGCAGACCACGUACUACUUCCGGUGCUUCUGUGCCGACCGACAGAGCGUCUUGCGAUAAUUAUUGAGAAAAGAUACCAUCUGGUACACACAGCAUUAACAAAUCAUGCAUUGGUCUGUGGCAAUAGUUGCUGCUGUGAUCUUCAUGGCUAGCUUGACAGAUAGUAAACCUGUGGCUCAAAAGAAGGGCCCACCCCCUCCCCACGACAAAGCUGUAGAAGGGGGAUCAGAUGAUGAACAAGGGGGCACAAAUUUACCAUAUGAUCGCUAUCUCCGUGAAGUUGUCAUGGCACUGGAGGAAGAUCCAGACUUCAGGAAGAAACUAGAAGAGUCUAAUGUAUCCGACAUAAAGGAUGGAAGUGUUGCAAAACACAUAGAACUUGUUGGACAUCAGGUCCGCACUAAACUGGAUGAGAUCAAGCGUCGUGAAAUCUAUCGCCUUCAGGAGCUCCGUCGUUUACAGAUUAGGUCGAUGCAGGGUACGAAAGUCCUUCAUUACAUAGCCUAUCAUGGAGGUGUCAGAGGUGUUGAGAUACCAGCCCAUCUUGACGUACAGAAUCCACACUCAUUUGAAAUGAAGGACCUGGAGACGCUCAUUAAACAGACGACAAAUGACCUUGAAAAGCUGGAUGAACAGAGGAAGGAAGAGUUCAAAGAAUAUGAAAUGGAGAAGGAAUAUGAGAAGAGGGACAAAUUAAAUCACUUGUCAGAGGAAGAGAGGAAGAAAGAGGAAGGACGUCUGGAGGAGAUCAAGAAACAACAUGCUCAGCAACCCAAAAUGCAUCAUCCAGGAAGCAAGGAUCAGUUUGAAGAAGUCUGGGAGAAAAAGGACCAUCUGGAAGACCAAGAAUUUAACCCUAAAACUUUCUUCAAGCUACAUGAUAUUGAAGACGAUGGUUUCUGGGGUAUUGAAGAAGUGGAGGCAGUGUUGCAGAGUGAGCUGGAUAAGGUGUAUGAUGGCAACACUCCCGGGACGGACCCGAUGGAGAGGUUUGAGGAGAUGAACAGAAUGAGAGAGCAUAUCUUCACAGAGAUGGACAAGGACAAGGAUGCCCGUAUCUCACAGGCCGAGUUCCUGCAAUACACUGGAGCUCAUGGAGAAAAUGAAGAGUUCAAGAAGGAUGAUGGAUGGAAGACCGUUGAUGAGGACCAACUAUUCACCGAUGAGGAAUAUCAGAAGUUUGUGGAGGAACAUCAUGCUCAGCCUGGAUUAAUUAACCAACCACCUGAACAUGUUGACCCAAGUGUGAUGCACAUGAACCAGGGUCAAGUUCCUCUAGGCCAAGUGCCACAGCAAGGUCAGAACCUUCAGUAUCAAGGUCAGCCUCAAGGUCAUGACUUCCAGCAGCAGCAGCAACAAUAUGCACAGCAACAACAAAUCCUGCAACAUCAACAGCAACAGUUUGCCCAGCAACAGGUUGUUCAACAGCAACUUGCAGAACAGCAUGCUCAGAUGCAACAGCACAUUCAACAGCAGCAACAGCAACAACAUCAGCAGCAACAGCAACAUAUUCAGCAACAGCAAAUGCUUCAACAUCCUCAAAUGGGCCAGCAGUUGAACCAACAACAGGCUCAACAACAGCAAGCUCAAGUACCAGUGCAGGGUCAACAACAGCAAGUUCAAGGUCAGGUUCCAGUUCAGAAUCAGCAGCAGCAAGUUCAAGGUCAGGUUCCUGUCCAACAACAGCAAGUUCCUGUUCAGAACCAGCAACCUGUUCAAGGACAGCAACCUAAUCAGAAUCAACAAGCCCAGCAACCCGUUCAGAAUCAACAAGCCCAGCAACCCGUUCAGAAUCAACAAGCCCAGCAACCCAUACAGAAUCAACAGCAACCUGUUCAAGGACAACAACAGCAACAGCAGCAAAUUCUUUAUUUUUGCAGGCUCAACCAGUUCAAGGUCAAGCCUAAUCUUAAAGGUGAAGGUCAUUCCUGUGGAAUUUGGAAGGCAUCAAACUCAAAGAUGACAAGGACAAUGUUAUGAACUGAUAACAGUGAUGUGAUCUUGUUUAUGUUAUUUAUUUUACUCAAGGUGGAGGAGCCAUACUUAUGUAUAUUUAGUUUUCAGAUAAUUUUUCUUUUGAUGAAAAGAAAUCAAAGUGCUUUUGUAUGAUGUUUAUUUUGAUUUUUUUCUGGCACUACUGUACAUGUCAUAUAUAAGUUUUUUAAAAAUCCUCUUACAUUCACACCUGGAAAUCCACACUGUCACUGUCAUUGAAGUGGAUUUUGAAAAUGAGUGUGGUUUUCAUGAAAGUUCUGAAUCUCACAGACAUGAAUCUACAGUGAUAGUACUGAUUUAUUAUCAGAAAAGGAAAGUCUAAGACUGAAUGUGUGAUAUGAAUGACUCAUUCAAUGACCACAUUUAGUUCAGUGUUGAAACAUGUAUCUACCAAAUUUCUGAGUUUCAUGUGAUUACACCAUUGCCAAAAGCUGUGUAAAAUCCUACUCAAUCACUUCUUGUCAGAGUUAUCCCCCUUCAUAUUCCUAUCUUUCAAAUUUGACCAAUAAUUAGCAAGUCAGGUAGCCAAGUGGUUAAGUGUUGACUAGUCAUGCAGAAGGUCUGGGUUUGAAUCCCCCAUCAGGACAUGUGAGGCCAUUCUUGGUUCCCCAGCUGUGAUACUGCUGGCAAAUUAUAUAAGAGACAGAAAACCAUCCUCAUGAAGACAAAACUACCUUCCUUCCGCAUCUUCCUUAAAUAUAGACACUUUGUUAAUACAGUAACAGUAUGGGUGAAUUGAAAAGAGCGCCAAGUCUUGAUGUUUUCAAGUCAGACCUAAAGACCCUGCUCUUCAAGAAAUACUAUGACUAGUGAACUAGUCAAAUCUGUAGCGCUAUGAGCAAAACCUCUGGUGUGGAGUUGAGCACAUUACAAAUGGACUUUAUCAUUAAAUAUAUGUCACCUUCAGAUGGAACAGUGUGACAGUUGUAUUUGGUUACUGUUGCCCAAUCCAUUGUCUGUGAGAACUGUACGUUGACGUCAAUUUGGAUGUUGCUGUUAUUUCUUGAGUGCAUAUUGUGUGAACUGCCAGGCUGUCAUCAACUGUGGUAGCAGCUAGAUAUUUACUACGGCUGUCACGGAUCCGGAAUUUCUGUAUUGAUGUAAACACAUACCAACUGAUAUUCACAAGACAGUUUAAUGUAAAGUAUACUCUUGUGAUUGUUACUGUCUGUAUUUCAAAGCACACAUUUAUUUUUGUUUUGUUAGAGAAUUAUGAAAGUUUUAGACACUGCAAAAUGUUUAACCUGAUUAUCAUAAUUAUACUCAUAAUUACAAAACAUCUGAUGUUAGUAUUGUUACUAUUUCUGACUGAUGUCUUCAGUUCAAUUUGUCCGAGUUGAAGCUGACACAUAUCGUUUCUAGAUGGAUGCCGCUUUGUAAGACACAUAGUGGCCAUCAGUGUUAAAUUUCAUUGACAGCCUUUUUGAAAUUGGUAAGUUGGGAAGUACAAUACCGACAAAUUUAUAGAUAACAAAAUAAAAGAAGUUGUUAUCCGUAUAUUUUGCGGGAUAAGUUUGAGUACCUUGUUCCAAAAUCAAAGGUUCUGGAUAGGUUAAGUUAUUAGAGUGAAAUUGUUUUUCAGAAUGAAUGUAAAUAGUGUAUCAAAUCAUAUAUCCGAGUAGGAUAAAAUCAGAGACCUGGAUCCUGUUCCACAAAACGAUCUUAGCGCUAGGAUGAUCAUAUAGUUAUGUUAAAGCACUGGAGAUCCCAUCACCUUGGCGCUAAGAUCGUUUUGUAGAAAGUGUCCUGUGUAUUAAAUGCUUCAGCAUUAAUAAUUCCCUACUUAGUCUAGUUGAACUGCAGUGUCAGACAAGGAUUGUUGAUGUGUGCCUUUGAAUAUUAAUUACUGAUACCUGUAGCUGUAUGUCUCCCAUUUUUAAUGUGGGACAUUGAAAGUGGUAUGAAUGUGAACUAAAAAUCUAAACCAAAGUGUCAAUAUGAAAAACAUUCUUAUGAAGUGUGUAAGGAAGCUCAUGUUCUUUAAGUUAGUUUUAUCGGUUUGUUGUCAUAUUUAAUUUGUACAUAUUUUUGUUUUAUUUCGGGGUAAUAUCUGUAUAUUGUGAUUAUUUUUGCGAAAGUGUUUCUGUGUUAUAUUUUAAAUGUUUAUCACUGCAUGCUUUGAAACGCAACUGCUUUAUACCUUUUUCCACCUUACCAUAUCAUCACAGGGUCUUAUCAUUGCUGAAGGGGAUUGGAAGAGCCAUGUUCCAAGUGCAAUUGUUUGAUGCAUAGAACAGUCAUGUUCAUGUUCCAAGUGGGUACCACAUUAGGGCUUUUUACAACAAGAUAUGACUGAAGUCUGUGUUAAAUCCUCACUCACUCCACUCACAUAAGAUUGUGUUAUGCCAAAGACCCACGUUUGAGUCCCCACAUGGGUACAAUGUGUGAAGCCCAUUUCUGGAUUGGAAGAUUACUUAAGUGGUGUAAAAAUAAACUCACUCACUUCACUCCCAUAAGCUUGCCAGUUUUAGACACUGCAAUUGCAGAAACUGCAGAUAUAUGGCCAAUCAUUGUAUUAAGACUGAAAUGCCAAAUGUUUCUGUGCAAAUGCUGUCCAAUGAAACAGUAAGGCAGGAUUUCACUGUGAUUUGAUUGGUUAAUUCAAACUGAAUGGAUGAGACUGGAAAAACAAACAUGAGGAAAGUCCCUGUGUUGUAUUCAUGGUUUAACUAGAAUGUCUGGAAUACUAGUCACCCGUCAUAAAGAACGAACACUCAUCUUUGGGGGAAAAUUAUUAACAAUGUAAAGCUGAGAGUUAUUUUAAAUAACUUUUAUGUUUAAUUCCAAACACAUUUGUGAUGAGAGUCUGGUGCUAAUAUUGGGAACAUGUAGUUCAGCUUGGUUUCACUUCCAUUUGAUGAUUUUACCCACAGACAGAAAUAACUGGUGAGCUGUUUAUAUCAUGUGUUAGUUGCGAGGUGAUAGGUUAGAUGUGCAUCGUUCAGUAUUUGGCUUUGCUUGUAUAAGGUUCACAUUAAUAUGUUAAGCAAUUUAAUCAAAUGUUUGUUUCAAGUUACUUUAUCAUUCCAAUUCUAUGAAUAUUCACUCAUACUGAUAUAGUCUCACCAAUAAUGCUGUUUCGAAAUUAUGUCCAUUUUUACAAAACAAUGUGACUUGGUGAAAAAAAUUGAAACUUCUUGUUUUA
Molecule: messenger RNA, 5153 nt
Organism: Haliotis rubra (blacklip abalone)
Lineage: Eukaryota; Metazoa; Mollusca; Gastropoda; Lepetellida; Haliotidae
Product: nucleobindin-2-like
Exons: 12
Coding region: 119-1993 (624 amino acids)
Cellular component (GO): endoplasmic reticulum-Golgi intermediate compartment; extracellular exosome
Molecular function (GO): calcium ion binding
Source: RefSeq, a predicted model, not a curated record